Molecule: messenger RNA, 2200 nt
Organism: Anguilla rostrata (American eel)
Lineage: Eukaryota; Metazoa; Chordata; Actinopteri; Anguilliformes; Anguillidae
Gene: c8g
Product: complement component 8, gamma polypeptide
Exons: 5
Coding region: 200-769 (189 amino acids)
Biological process (GO): complement activation
Cellular component (GO): membrane attack complex; blood microparticle; extracellular exosome
Molecular function (GO): complement binding
Source: RefSeq, a predicted model, not a curated record
UGCUGUCUGUUUGCAAGAAGAGACAUACAGCAGCAACAAAAGACAUAAUCAAGCAGAGAGAGAAGGAUUGGAACAGACAGAAGGUGUGAGAGAGAGGAAAGGCAAGCAGGACUGACAGAGAGCAAGAACUUAGGAGAAACUGGCUGGGGCAUUAAGAGAAAGAUUGAAGGUGUCAGCUGAGAGGGGUCUGAACAGAGAGAUGGGACAAGUGUGCCUGUGGAUCAUGGUGACUGUACUAGGACUCUGUGUAUCAGAAGCUGUCACUGCUGCUAGAAGCCAUGGGCGUAGACCACCAAAAGAAAACCCUAUCGACAAGAUUCCUGCAGUAGUGGACCUCGACCUGACUAAGAUCAGUGGAAAAUGGUUCCUUGUGAGCGUUGCAUCCAAGUGCCAGUACCUCCUAGAGAACAACUUACGAGUGGAGAGCACCACUGUCACCCUGACUGCUGACACCUCCCCUACCUCCCCACUAUCGGUCAGCACACUCAGGAAGCUUAAUAUGCAGUGUUGGGAAAUUAGGCAGGAAUAUCUGUCCACCAAGACCAGUGGCCGCUUUCUACUCAAAAGUCGUAAUAAAAUGGCGAAUGACAUUGACAUCAUCGUUGGAGAGACUGACUAUAACUCUUAUGCCAUCUUGUACUACCAGAAACGUGGGAAGAUCUCCAUUAAACUCUAUGAAUGUGUAGUGAGGUUCAGUCAGGUUUAUUCAGAACAAUGGAUUUCAACAACCAAUCAGAAUUUGGUAUGUCUUUAUUUUAUGAUUAUAUGAUUCUAAUAAGAGGAAAUGAUAAUUCUGCGACAGCUAAACAUAGAGGUUAGCAGUCCUACCAUUUAAAGAAGGUUAAUUCGUGUUAAGUGUUAGUUAAACGCUACUCUGUUAUGUGGUUAAUUUGUCUGAUCAGACUUAUAAAAUAAAGUAUUAACAAUGUAAAACUACAAGGUCAGGGAAUUUGCUAUUCCCUACCCAACAUAUGCACAACAAACAAAAUACAACAACAAACAGCAGUAAAAUAACCUAUUUCACGCUAUCCUAUAGUUUGAUGUCAGUGUUAAAUAAAAUGCGUUUCAAUUCUUAACGGCAAUAAUAAGGGAGGCCAGUCCUUAAUUCCGUUAGGUGAUGCGUCAGUUCGUCAGCUGGCCCCAGGGUCAGUGGCAGUUGCGUAGAGACUUCGGAAACUUCUUUUUUGAAGUUGGGGUCGCGACGGGUUCCAGUCAAAGUGAUUUUGGAUGUGGCCCCAAAGUUUGUGUGUAUAGUUAUACAUUGUUACAUAUGGAAGGUCAAACAGUUAAAAAAAAAAUUAUAUUUAUGUCUGUAAUCACACAUUGUCGCAUUGUAAUCACACAUUGCUCAUUCUAUUCACUUUGCUUCUUGUAUCUCCUUGCUUCCUUAAUUUUUUAAUGCCUAGAUUCCUCCGUCCUUUCCUUGUUUCCUUUCCCUGCAUCCUAUGAUGAGUGGAGCUAGGACAAGGAAAAGAAGCAAGGAAAGGACACAGGAGGAAUCGAGGAAACAUGUAUAAAGCAAUUGGAACGUCCUUGCUCUUUCAAGUGUCACUUUGAAAGCCAUGUCAAUUACCAACAUGUCAGAUUGGGAGAGCUGAAUUAGACGCCAUAUGUUCCGGAAAUAUACCUCCACAAAGGAUGCACUCGUGCUUCUACGCUCAGGAAUUAUUUGGGAGACUCCUAGCUCCUUGAAGGAGCAUUUGACGAGUUGGGAUGUCCUCAAAGAUGACGCACCACGAUCAAUUUCCGGGUCAGUCAAAGACCUUGGAGACAAAGGACAAAUAAAAUAAGUGAUUGGAAUGCACCCACGUUGACAAUGCAUGAUUCCAGAUGUCAAUCGCAUAUUUUUUUAUCUGUUUGGCCUUCAAUACUAGGAAAGGAAGCAAGGAAAGGAAGUAAGAAGGUAAAAAAAUAAGCGGUGGGAACGCACCCCAAUUCUUCCUGCUGCUGAAGGACUUUGAGGACAUUUUAGUGAUCCAUGCAACACUUGUUUCCUCAAAUACACAGUGAAUUAGAAAAUACUUUUGUUGUGUAUCUUUUGUAUGCUAACUCCAAAAUUGGCAUGGAAAUAGCUAAUCAAGUCUGCAUUCAAUGAAAGAUAUUUUCCAUUAGACUUCAAAAAAAUAUGUUGUGGAUUGUGUAUAUGUGGAAUGUGUGUUUCACUAAAUCUGGUUUCCAUAAAAAAAAUUUUUUCAGUUUA